CGUCGUCGCGUAACCAGAGCCACUACGUCGGGUCGGGUCGACGAUCUAUCCGAUGGCAAGCCAGUGUUUCGACUUUUCUCGGCUUUUACGUCGGGUGUCCCGUUUCCAUCCCGACACCGUCGCCACCGUUACCGCCGCGGUUGUCGCCGUCAUCACCAUCGUCGCGUCAGCGUCGUCACGAUCCCGUCCGAUCGUUAAUAUCAGCACUACCUGAUCACGUAAAUCUCGUGUACAACAGUAAAGUUUAUCGCGUCAAACAUUUAUAUCAGUUAACCAGAAAUUGCACCAAAAUUUCUACCAGCAUUCAGCUCGCAGAUGACGCGCGACGUCGCCGAGCGGCAUCCAUCGAAGAUGAUUAAUUUUAUAAAUGUUAAUUUUAUAAACACCAUGAUAUAAGAAACCACCAGGACAUGUGCCUUUCCGCUUCCUAUUGAUCGGCGCGUUCCGACCGGCGCGACCAUAUUUCGCGGCCUGCAAAAGAUCUGCAUGAUGCGAGAUUAUUCAACGUAUAGUCGACAUACUAAAUAUCGAAAGCGAGACAGAGAACAUGAGAAUACCAUUGCGGCGGAAGGGAAAGGAAGAUAUCGCAUAACGGGUCUUCUCUUCAGUAGGUCGAUACAUGCAAUAGUUGACACCGAUUAGAAUGCCAUGGAAAAUGCACUUGUAUGUAUGUAUGACUGUGACAUUUUUCAAUAACGUCCGGUGUUAUUUUUUUAAUGAGUGAUCUUUUGUAAAUUAUAGACAGCAAGAAGAUUAUUCGGAGAAUGAAAAGAGAAAAGGGAAUUUUAAUACAACUCCUACAAAUGUUUAUCACGACCACUUUAAUCGGAACGCCAUUAAAUCACAUGUUCACACAUGAGAAGGUUACUUCAACAUACGCGGCGUAUUCUGUGCUUUUUACUGACUUAUUGAUCGGCUUAUCGUUGUAUCGAUGAUAAAAGUUAAGCUCACCAAUUAUCGUUAAGAUAUGUUAUGAACAGAUAAAUUCACGAUAGAUUCCAUUCUAGCGCGGAAUGGAACAUAUAGAGAAUAAUUCAUCCUUAAAAUUCUUUUCGCUUAAUUGAUUCUGAAAACAUUUCAAAAUACAAUAAUUUAAAAGUAUAAUAAUUAAAUUCUGAAAUAAUUACUGCAGAUACUUUAAGUUCGUUUUUUUAACAUGUUUGAAAUCCACUUUAUCUUAAAGUCACGGAAACAAGAAUAAAAGAGUGGUGUCGCGUGUUUCCGCGGAAGCGCGAAAAGUUUCUCUCUUGUUUUUAACGAUGAUACCAAGUAGUAUCAAUGCAGGAUGUUCCGCAUUGAUCCCGCAUCUUUAAAGGAGUAUACAUAUACAACACUGCAGGACUACACAUAUCUAUCCUAUGAUGAAGCAAGCGAACUAAUGCACUCGAUUAACUAUAUAGUGCAGUGAGACGCACGAAUACUUAACUAACUUGAAUAAGAAGCAAGCGAAUAUUAACAACAUGAAAAUCUUAGGAUUCCAAACUGUCCUGUGAAAAGUUCACAGCCUCUAAAGGAAUUUGUUGGUCGCUGCCAAACUAUGCCAUCACGAGUGAAGAAAUCGUUUUGCGGCUGCUUACAAGAUGACGAGCCACCGGAAAUCACAUAUUGCGUUGUGGAGCACACGGGUACACUCACGCUACAAGCAAUGACGCCAACCUUACCAAUGCCAGCCGAGGAGGAGCUGAAUAAAAUGUUUCUCGAACUUGUCGACGAACUGGACCUAACCCAAACCAAUCGACAAGCAGUUUUGGCACUUCCAGCCAAUAAAAAGUGGCAGAUAUAUUGCUCCAGAAAAGGUAAUGGCACUUUGGACAACGGCGGCUUACGCACCACUGACCUUAGCGGUGAUCCCGAGGACUAUAUCAAUAGAUUGAAGAUGAUAGCAAAUAAUCCUUUUCCGGAAGAAGAUGAAGAAGUAUCGAAUCAAAUGCGUCAAGCAGAAGCUUUAAAGACUGCUCUGAGGACGCAGCCGCACAGCUUUGUUCUCAGAUUUAUAGAACUAGAUGGUUUAAACGCUUUAUUACAAGUAUUAGGGACUAUGGAUACUGAAGCAGCUAAUAGUAAUCUCCAUACCAGCGUUAUAGGAUGUUUAAAGGCUUUAAUGAAUAAUUCGAAUGGUAGAGCACAUGUGUUGGCACAUCCAACGGCAAUCAACACAAUAUCACAGUCGCUCGCAUCUGAGAAUAUAAAAACGAAAAUCUCUGUACUAGAGAUCCUCGGUGCAGUCUGUUUAGUACCAGGCGGUCACCGAAAAGUUUUAGAAGCUAUGUUGCACUUCCAACAAUAUCAUUCGGAAAGGACGCGCUUCCAGUACAUAAUUAAUGAUCUUGAUAAAAAUUUCGGCAUCUAUAAAGAUAAUCUAUCCCUAAAAACAGCGAUUAUGUCAUUUAUCAACGCCGUGCUAAACUACGGGCCUGGUCAAGUUACGCUGGAGUUUAGGCUGCAUCUACGUUAUGAGCUACUAAUGCUCGGAAUACAACCUAUUAUCGAGAAACUGAGAAAAUACGAAAAUGAAACACUCGAUAGGCAUCUCGAUUUUUUUGAGAUGGUACGAAAUGAAGACGAGAAGGAGCUCGCCAGGAAAUUCGAAAAGGAACAUGUGGACACUAAGAGUGCUAGUGCCAUGUUCGAUCUUUUGCGACGGAAACUCAGCCAUACUGCUGCUUAUCCUCAUCUUCUUAGCUUACUUGAACAUUGUCUCUUGUUGCCACUGGAUUAUGGUUCGCAUCCUCAACAUUGGUUGUUGUUUGAUCGGAUUGUUCAGCAGAUCGUUUUACAGUCUGAAAGCAACGAGACAGGAUUAAUAAAAAAUCCUGAUGUGGCCCCAAUAGAAAUAAAUGUGAAGGAGAUUGUUCAUCUUCUCGCAAAGGAAGAAGAACUUGUGGCUGCAAGGAAGAAGGCCGAGGAAAUGGAACGCGAAAAUUUGGACAUGUCCACGAAACUGGCUAAGAAGGAGCAGGAACUAGAUCUGAGAAGUCAAGAAAAAGAAGAUAUGGAAGCAAGUUUAGUAAGGAUCAAAGAACGUCUUGAAAAAGAGACCUCAAUGCACAUAGAGACAAAACAAAAAAUUUCUGAAUUGGAAGAUAGCCUUGAGACGUUGUCGCGACAAAUUAAUAACGAGAAAUCUGAAAGGAAACGUCUAGAACAAUUGGUAGCUUCAGGAAGUUUGCCAGAUGAUGCGAAAGCCACUUUAAAAAUUGUAGAAGAUGAAGUACUCGAAAAGAUUGAGACCAAACCCACUCCACCACCACCACCACCUCCUCCAUUAGCACCUCCGCCACCUCCUUGUUUGAUGCCGGCUGCUCCCCCGCCUAUGAAGGUGGAGAUAAUAAAGAAUGUUCCACAGCCGAGUAAUCCUUUGAAAUCGUUCAACUGGUCGAAAAUACCUGAGCAGAAGUUGCAGGGUACAAUAUGGUCAGAGUUGGACGAUACGAAACUUUACAACGUAAUGGACCUCGAGUCUAUUGAUAAGAUCUUUUGCGCUUAUCAAAAGAAUGGCGUUUCCACGGAAGGCUCGAUAGAAGACUUGAGGACAUUAGGAAAGAAUAAGAAGACGAUGUCAGUAAUCGAUUCGAGAAGAGCGCAGAAUUGCACUAUACUGUUGUCGAAAUUGAAGAUGUCUGAUAACGAAAUUACUAGAACCAUAUUAUCGAUGGAUCAGCAGAAUAUUUUGCACAUCGAUAUGGUGGAGCAGUUGCUAAAAUACAUACCAUCCUCGGAAGAGGCUGCCUUGUUAGAUAUCCAUCAAAAGGAAUUGCAAAACAGGGCUGACUGUUUCUUGUAUCAAAUAUCAAAGGUGCCGCAUUAUGAACAGAGAUUGCGUUCUCUUCAUUACAAAAAGAAAUUUGCAGCUAGCAUUGCGGAACUGACACCGAGGAUGCGGGCAGUUUUAGAAGCAAGCCGACAAGUAGCCAGAUCAAGGAGACUCAGAAAACUUUUGGAAUUAGUUUUAGCAUUGGGAAAUUACGUGAAUCGCGGGAAUGCGCGGGGUAACGCCUGCGGCUUUCGAUUAGCUUCUUUAAAUCGUCUAGUUGACACAAAGUCUUCUUGCUCCAAGGGUACAACUUUAUUACAUUAUCUUGUGCAAAUUCUCGAAGCUAGAUUCAGAGAGGUUCUAGAUAUCGAAGAGGAUAUGCCGCACGUUAAAACAGCUGCUAAAGUUAGUAUGGCCGAUUUGCAGAAAGAAGUGGCCAAUUUGAAAAACGGACUGCAGGAUGUUCAAAGAGAAAUAGAAUUUCAUCGAGGUCAAUCUCAAGUGCUUCAGGGUGAUAUGUUUUUACCAGCGAUGAGGGACUUCCAGGCGCAAGCCACGUGUAGAUUAGCAGAGGCGGAAGACUUAUUCCAAGAUAUGAAAACUAGAUUUGAUCGAGCAGUGAGACUGUUUGGUGAAGAUUCGGCUGGCGUUCAACCAGAUGAAUUCUUUGGCAUUUUUGAAAACUUUUUACAAGCCCUAGCUGAAGCAAGGCAAGAUGUAGAAAAUAUGAGGAAGAAAAUCGAAGAAGAGGAACGUAGAGCAAAGCAAGAACAGGAACUCCGGAAGAGAACGAUAGAGAGAAAGAACUCACGAGAAGGUAUAUUAAACAGCAUAUCGCUAAGUAAGAAGAACGAAACAAAUAGUAACGGACAACAGAAUGAUAACAAAGGCGAAUUCGACGAUUUAAUAUCUGCUCUUCGAACUGGUGACGUGUUCGGCGAGGAUAUCGCUAAAUUCAAAAGAUCAAAACGACGACCUGUUACGCCUAGCGGUCAAGAAUCACGCAGGCACAGCAUUCACAAGGAAGAUUCUCGAGAACGUCAUUAGAACCUCAAUAGGAUCAGAUAAAUCGCAUUUCUCAGCAUACAAAUUUUUCACAUGCAAAAUAAUUGAUUUCUUAAAAAUUUAUCGCGUUAUUAAGAGCAUAUUGUAGCUAAUCUAAUUACAAAUAUAGUUAACAUUCCAAUUAACAGAUAAAAUUAUUACAAUUUAUAGGCACCCGUGUGACAUUACAUACAAAAUUAAGCCACAUAAAAUUAAUUUAAUAAAGCACUUACAUACAUAUCGUAUAAAUAACAUACGUGAAAUAUUCUUUUGACGCGAAUCUAACCCGAGGAAACCUAGAAAUUUAUUGUCUUUCAACGAUUUUAGAAAAAUUUUACAGAACACAAAAUUUCGCGGCGCACAUUUAUACUUACGUCAAAUAUAAAUGUAAUACUUUUUGUAAAACUUUUUUAUGACAAAUUCAACCCUAUUGUUAGACAUUUUCUAACAAUACAGAAUCUAUACUAUUAA
Messenger RNA from Wasmannia auropunctata (little fire ant), 5269 nucleotides. RefSeq names its product disheveled-associated activator of morphogenesis 1 (gene DAAM). Gene Ontology annotation, molecular function: small GTPase binding; actin binding. The coding region runs from base 1538 to 4801 and encodes 1087 amino acids. Lineage: Eukaryota; Metazoa; Arthropoda; Insecta; Hymenoptera; Formicidae. The record is from RefSeq and is a predicted model, not a curated record. Gene Ontology annotation, biological process: actin cytoskeleton organization; positive regulation of actin filament polymerization. The transcript has 13 exons.